This is a messenger RNA of Rhincodon typus (whale shark), 5791 nucleotides long. It is a transcript of the gene picalma, whose product is annotated as phosphatidylinositol binding clathrin assembly protein a. Bases 317 to 2530 code for a protein of 737 amino acids. Lineage: Eukaryota; Metazoa; Chordata; Chondrichthyes; Orectolobiformes; Rhincodontidae. Gene Ontology annotation, molecular function: phosphatidylinositol-4,5-bisphosphate binding; SNARE binding; clathrin heavy chain binding. Gene Ontology annotation, biological process: clathrin coat assembly; synaptic vesicle budding from presynaptic endocytic zone membrane; clathrin-dependent endocytosis. Gene Ontology annotation, cellular component: extrinsic component of presynaptic endocytic zone membrane; synaptic vesicle; clathrin-coated pit. The transcript has 23 exons. The record is from RefSeq and is a predicted model, not a curated record.
GAUCCAGUGGGUAGGAGCCUGGUUCAAACCCGCCAUUUUCCUGGAACUCCUGCUCCUUUUCGGCAGAGGAAGAAAGAGGAUUUGAACCCUGGGUGGCGACAGCUGCCCAAGUGACCGCCUGUAAAUUAGAAAAGCUUGGAGCAGCCCGUCCCGCUCAGGGCUUUUCCUUCCUGGGUUUUCAGUUUACUUUUUCUUGUUUUUGGUUGUGUGUAUUUUUAUUUCUAACCUUUCUUCUUGAUCUGCUUGGCCGGGGUGGCUCCGUGAGAGGGAUUUAAACCCCCUCUGUGCGUGAAUCUGCUGCUGGCGAGGAGGGAAGAUGUCGGGACAGAGUAUCACGGACCGUAUUGCUGCGGCUCAGCAUAGUGUCACCGGCUCGGCCGUCUCUAAAACCGUUUGUAAAGCCACCACACACGAGAUUAUGGGCCCCAAGAAGAAGCACCUAGAUUAUCUCAUUCAGUGUACAAAUGAGAUGAAUGUAAACAUACCUCAGCUGGCAGAUAGCCUUUUUGAAAGAACUACAAAUAGUAGCUGGGUGGUGGUAUUCAAGUCUCUCAUCACAACUCAUCAAAUGAUGGUUUAUGGAAAUGAGCGUUUUAUCCAGUACCUAGCUUCAAGAAACACCUUAUUCAACCUGAACAAUUUUCUAGAUAAAAGUGGGUUGCAAGGAUACGACAUGUCUACUUUCAUCCGGCGCUAUAGUAGAUACCUAAAUGAAAAAGCAGUCUCCUACAGACAGGUUGCUUUUGACUUCACAAAGGUGAAAAGAGGGGCUGAUGGAGUUAUGAGAACAAUGAGUACAGAGAAAUUGCUAAAGACUAUGCCCAUUAUACAGAAUCAAAUGGAUGCACUGCUGGACUUCAAUGUCAGUGCCAAUGAACUCACAAAUGGAGUGAUCAAUGCAGCUUUUAUGCUUCUGUUCAAAGAUGCCAUUAGACUUUUUGCAGCUUAUAAUGAAGGGAUCAUUAAUUUAUUGGAGAAAUAUUUCGACAUGAAGAAAAACCAGUGCAAGGAGGCUCUUGAUAUAUACAAAAAGUUCCUUACUAGAAUGACAAGGAUCUCUGAAUUCCUCAAAGUUGCAGAACAAGUUGGAAUUGACAGGGGAGACAUACCAGACCUUUCUCAGGCACCAAGUAGCCUUCUUGAUGCAUUAGAACAGCAUCUGGCUUCAUUGGAAGGCAAGAAAGUUAAAGACUCUUCGACAGCUGCUAGCAGAGCUACCACCCUUUCAAAUGCAGUCUCAUCACUUUCUAACACAGGCAUGUCACUCAGCCGAGUAGAUGAAAGAGAAAAACAAGCAGCUUUGGAGGAAGAACAGGCCCGGUUGAAAGCACUCAAGGAACAGCGUUUGAGGGAACUUGCAAAAAAAUCCUAUCCAUCUUCUGCAACAACUGCCGCAUCACCCAGUUCAACCUCGGGUGGAAGUAUCAGCACAACUGCAGCCGUAGACCUCUUCUCAACACCUAGUUCUUCCAACAGCACUUCCAAAGUGCCAAAUGACUUGCUUGAUCUUCAGCCAACAUUUCAGCCAUCCAUGCAAUCUAUCUCAACGAUGGCUCCAGCAUCUAAUACAUGGGGAGAUCCUUUCUCCUCUUCUGGUGCUGGUGAUGAAGCCAUUCCAAGUUUAAAUCCUUUUCUUACGAAACCUGAUGAAGUUCUAAAUACCACUGUCGCCUUCUCAGAUGGUGUGACCUAUACUUCUAGGACGCAUAGCCAUGAAAUGUUUGAUCAUUUCAAUCCUUUUACUGAGCCAAGUUCUACUGUUGCCACAAAUUAUGAAUACACUCCUCGGAUUGACCGUAUUGCCACAGAUUCCUUCUGUGGUCCUCCAGCCUAUUCUAAUGCUUCCCAGUUUAGAACUGAGCCCUCUGCUGUAGCUGGUCUAUUCACAGGGUUCAAUCCCUCGCCAGCUACUCAGGCACCAUCAUCAACAAGCCUUAAUGUUGACUUUGAGUCCGUAUUUGGGACUAAAUCAACUUCCACAACCAACAGCAUCAUUGAUUCUGGUGACUUUGAUGGAUUAGGUGGACUCUUGAAACCAACAAUAGCUUUGCAGAAUCAGUCUCAGCCACUUGCAAAGGAGCAACCAGGCAAGCUUGUAGGAGAAGAUUUGGAUUCAUCGUUGGCCAACCUUGUAGGCAACUUGGGAAUUGGAAAUGGAUCCACAAAAAAAAGUGAUCUUCAUUGGAACCAGCCUGGGGAAAAGAAGUUGACUGGAGGAACCAACUGGCAGCCAAAGCUUGCUCCUACUACUACCUGGAAUCCUGCUACAAUGGCCCCUCCCAUAAUGGCUUACCCAGCGACAACACCGACAGCAGUGAUGGGAUAUGGCAUGCCACCUGCAAUGGGAACUAUGCCUAUGAUGACGCAACAAACAAUGAUGUAUACCCAACCAGCCAUGAGACCAUCAAACCCUUUCAGUUCUGUACCUGGAGCACAGUUGCCUACAGCCUCAAGUCCUUCUAAUCAAAGUCCUCCUAGAGCUCCUGGAAAGGAUCCGUUUGCAGAGCUCUCUCUCAAGGAUUUCUUGUAGAACAGACAAGAUACACUUUAUGUAAUGGCAUCAAACGGAACCAUUCUGAGAAGAUAAGUGCUAAGCAGCAAAUUUUAUUCUUCUUGCAAAAUACUCGCUGUUUGUGAAACUAUCUUCCAUAAGGAUGUUCUCAAUAUGGAUAAUAACAAGAUUGCAGAAUGACCAAGGUGAAAAGUUUAUUGGAAAACACAUGUUGAUGUAUCAACGUAAGCAGCAAGUGGAAAGACUUAUUUUGAUUGAAUCGGUCAUCAGCCAAUCAUGAUUUUAAAUUGUUCCAACCAAUAAUGCCAUACAAAACAUCAAAUAGUUAUGUUCUCAUACUGAGUGAAACUUUUAUUGAUUUAGAAUUGACAGCUUGAAGAACGCUAAGAUUAUGGCUAAGAGCUGCUGGAUUGUAAAUUAUCAGGAUUUGGUAGGGUAUUCUUUGAAAAGCAGCAGUAAAUUAUGUAACUUUUGUAUGUACACCAAGUAUCAGUUUUUCUUUCACUUUCACAGAAUAAUCGUGCUAAAAUUAUUAAUUCGGAAUUUUACUUUUUAUUCAAGUUUGUAGUAGACAUUCCUUGUGUACUAUGUUUAUAUUUAUUUAUGACUGUGUCAGAUUAAGUAACAAUAUUGCAUCAGAUGCUUUCUGUGAGGAUUAAUAUGAAUGUGCAUGCUUCAUCAGGUUAGAUGAAAACAUGAAUUUGAAUGGAAAAUGCAGUUAAUUGAAAGAUGAAGCACUAAAUAUUCUACAACUCAGUUUACUUACCCCUUGUACAAUUAUUUGUAGGCAGAUUCUCAAUCCUGCAUUUGUAUGGAAUUUAGAGUGAAUAAUGUAUUAAUCAAUGUAGCUAAUUCUGUGCCUAGGAUUUUGCAAUGGAACAGUUAUUGACUUGCAAACUACUACUUUUGUAUUUUGGCAUUAGCAUAAUUGGGAGGGCCUUUCUAUGCUCAGCAUGUCAUUAUUUUACAUCGGAGUUUAAUGCUGCCUUUCCUGACUAGAAUGUAAAGAAUUGCCUUCAGUUCACGAAGAUCCUCUACCUCCAUAGGACUCCAAAUCAUAUGCAGAUCUCAGAACACUUAAAAUGUUUGUUUAAAUGUCCACACAUGGUGUCUUCACUUGGUUGGUUCUGAGAAGACUUGUUUACACAAAGUUGGAAAUGAGGGAAUAGUUUCUGUGUAGAAUUUUUUUAAAAAGUAAAGCAAGAUAAAAUGUAACACAGCACUGUUGAUCGGUGCUCACUGUAUAUAACAUAAACUCUAUUCGCAUCACUGGUGUGAAGGAUGGCUUGAGCUUAAGGCAAUUCAGUACACUAACUUUGCAAAAUUUUGCUGCAUUGUCUUUGCAGAAUAUAUUUUGUUUAAAUGAAAAAAAAUGUAUGUUAGGGGAAAAUUUGGUGGAUUUUCAAAUAGAGCAGCUUUCACUGACAUUUUGUUACCAAUUAGGUCCAAGUUACAUCUCUUGAUUCCAAUAGAUCCUGUGCAUGGAUAUAAUAAUUCUGCAUUAUUUAAUAAAAGAAAACAAGCAUUUGUAGGAAGCUGUUAUGUCACAUUGAUCUUUUUCAUCAAUGGAAAGGCUUUGCUGCCGGACAUUAUCUGACCAUUUGAACAGAUCUUCAAACCUUUUAACUCUUCGAGGUAAAGUUGCUCAGGAUUCGUCAGAAAAAAUGGAUAUCAGUAAUGUCAAUGAUUCUAUUUGUUUGUUGUGGAUUCUUUUUUUUAAAUGUGCACUUGUGUUUGCCACAAAUAUGUCAGAUGUAAAUUGAUAUUGAUUUAACUGAAAUGAAAAAUGUUAGGGUAAAUAUUUCAACUUAAAAUACUGUCUCGAAAUCACUUAAGACAGUUGUACAAAAAUGUUGCAUUCUUUAUGUUGUGAUUUCUGGACAUAUCUUGGGGCACCUCUGCUUCAAGACAAUUGGGCAAUGAAUCUUUCACAAAAUAAGGCAUGGCCAACUAAUCUCACUGAAUUUUGUAAGACCACUAAUAUGGUGACAGGGUAAUUUCAUCAAUAUUGCCUACCUGGGGAUACAGACGGAAUUUGGUAAGGUUGAGUACAAAAUUAUUACCAACAAUGAGAGUACAGUGAUUGGAGUUCACCUUGUGGCAUAGGUUAUUAAUUGGCUGGUUGAUAUGAUUCACAGAAAUUAAAAUGGUUUAUUUGUGGCAUAGUGUGAUCUGGUGUUUCAUAAUGAUCUACACUGAGGCCUCCCUUUUGUGCCUUAGAUGAGGGCGUCGGAAGUUCUGUAUCUGGUUUGCAAAUGACAUGAAGUUAAGAGGUAUGAUAACUUUUAGAGAGGAAAGCAGGAUAUUACAUUGUUACAUCAUUUUGCCAAUUCUAUGGCAUUUGUUUGCGAGAGCCCAUCCAGUUUGGAUUGAAUCAAGAUAAAUCCAUAAUAUUUUCCUCAUGGUGCGUGUAUAAUAACAAUUGAGGAGCAAAAGGAUUGAGUGUUCAUGUGCAUAAUUUACCAUAUGUUAAUACUCUGUACAAAAGGUAACAAGGCAAAUAGAAUGUUGGCUUUAAUCUCAAAAGGAAAGGAAUGAGAUUUGUAUCAGUUGCACAGAAACUUGCUUAGACUCUUGUAGAGUGCAACAUUUGUUUGUGAGAACAAACCAAUGAAAGAUCUUGGGUGGGAUUAUGCAUAGAUAUGCCAGAAUGGUACAUGAAUUUAAAGGGCUAAGUUGAGGGUGAGAUGCAGAAACGUGGAUUGUAUUCCAUUGAGUUAAUGUAUUGAGGCGUAAUGUAUAAAGAGAUUUCGGUAGGGCAGUUAUAGACAAACUAUUUUCUCUAUGUGGGGACUUGAAUGCAAUUUCAAAGAUGUGAAAUUCCAGCUAAGCCAUUGAGAAGUAAAAGUAGGAAAUAGGUUUUACGUUCAAAUUUAGUUUCCUUCUGCAAAAGGGUACAGAUGUUGGGACAAUUUAAAUUUUUCAAGACUAAGGUCAAUAAUUAUUUACUCAGGUUAUGAAAGAUGGUUAAAUGGAGUUGGGCCCAGAUCAGCUAUAACAGAAUGGAGAAACAGGCAGGAGGUGAUCAAGGUGUGUUUACGUUACUACAGUACUCCUUCCUCCCAUCUCCCUUUAUCUUACUUUUCUCACCUCUUCUCACUCCACAAGCUGCAGUUUAAUAGCCUGCAGCCAGAGAAUAAUCUAUGUUGCCACAGUUUGACCUUGGAGUAACUUGUUGACAAUUUAAUUAAAUUUUACUCCUUGUGAGUUGGAAACUGACAGUGAAAAGGUAUUAGAGAUAGUAGGAACUGCAGAUGCCGGAGAAUCUGAGAUAACAAG